Molecule: messenger RNA, 2314 nt
Organism: Lobosporangium transversale
Lineage: Eukaryota; Fungi; Mortierellomycota; Mortierellomycetes; Mortierellales; Mortierellaceae
Exons: 3
Coding region: 313-2136 (607 amino acids)
Biological process (GO): regulation of DNA-templated transcription
Molecular function (GO): DNA-binding transcription factor activity, RNA polymerase II-specific; zinc ion binding
Source: RefSeq, a predicted model, not a curated record
UCUCCAUUCAUCAUUCCAUUCACAUUCACAUCCCCAUUUCCUUUUCUGCAAAAGAAUAGUUAACAAGGGCGUUUUUUCUGUCCUUCUACUUCAACUUUUAAUCCCAACCUCUCCACUCCACUCGCAAAUCGCGACUUUUUAAUUAUUAUCAUACACACGCAUUUAUAUACCAAAACACAGGCCAAGCUUUUUUUUUGACAUUCUGAUAAUAUCUUUUGUCAUCACCUGUCGUUAUUUAUCAUAUCAAUCCAAUUCAACAAAACAAAUAAACUAUCCAGGAACUGAGGGGAAAGAGAGAUCGAAUAAAUAAGAAUGCCAAUGCAAGUAUUUGAAUUCCAAGCCGACAGCUCUGUCAGCUUGGCGACCACCGCUGCGAUCAAUCGCAAGAGUUGUGAUCAUUGCUUUCUUAAUCGAAAGACAUGUGACAAAGUCCGAACAGCGACCGACACAGGUGACAAGUGUGGACGGUGUGCAAAGGAUGAGCGUCCCUGCACAUUUACUCCCACAGUCCAUCUGUAUCACAUCGCGGAUUGUGUAGGUCGUCAUCAAUGUCGAGCCAAGGUCAUCCAGGCGAUGGGAGGUCGUAAGAAGGAGGUCAAGCACAAGACCAUUGAGAUCCCUAUUGUCUGUAAUAUGGACUCGGAAAUAGAUCAGGCCCUAUAUGAGUCUAUCCAGAAGCAACCUAACUUGCUUGUUUACAAUAACCGUAUAAAAUCGUUUCUUGCAUACGAUAUACUUGGAUUGCCAGAAGAGGAGGAGGAAGAUGAUCGAAUGUCAUCACAGAAUGAUCAAGGUGUGCCUGACUUGUCUUCCGAAUCCCCCAUACAUGGCUCGAAACGUUCGUUUGAAGCUGAUGAUGGUGGGGAGGAUGCAUCCAGUAAUAACAGGACUACAUCGCCCACACAGGGACCACAAAAGUUUAGGAUUAUGGCCUUGAUUGAUGCUCAUCAAAGUCAAAACCAAAGCCAAAACCAAAGUCAACUUCAGCAGCAAUUGAGUCAACAAAAUCACCUUCCAUCAGCUGACCAAAGCCAGCAACAACAGCAGGCCUCCCGAGCGGGCAAGAGUCCAAUGAUCAUACCUAUGGACAUUAUGGCAUCAAAUGCCAAUGGCAUGCCAUCAAGUCCUAGCUCACUCAGCCCAAAUGAGGCUAUGACACAUUAUCAAAGGCGCCUUUCAGAAGCGCUGGCUACAUUACCUUCGCUAUCUACAGCUGGUCAGCUUUCUGGAGGCCUCCAAGCUUCUUCUGCCCUUAAUCAACAGCAACAAAAUGGGUACAGAAGUACAAGCCCGUUGCCCCAUAGUCCACUAGCACCAAGUCCCACGUAUCACUCUCCUCAACCUCCCAGUCCACUGGAGCUGUCGCUCACUAUCGACACAAACUUUUCAAAUCUUAACAACAGUCACCAAAACCUCUCAAGCUUGUUUGACAGUAGUCUGAGCAUGUCUACUCAACAGCAACAGCAGCAGCAGGGGCGAUCUACCCCUACCAGGGUAAGCAUUGGAACAUCAACGUCUCCUCAGUUGGGCUCCGAAAACAUCAUCGAUGGUAAUAAUGGUAAUGACUCUGCAGCUCCUCCUCCACCGCCUCUGGUGAUCACAACUACGGAUGAGGAUGGUCAUGAAGUCGGAUUCUACUAUGCGGUACCAUCUGUUAACCUAAAUCCAGCUUACAGUGACGCAGAUUUGUUUCAGGAUUUCACAAUGAUGGAUGCUUUGGGUGAAGAUUUUGUAUGGAUUGAGAAUUUGUUUGAUGAUCUUACGCCUGAAGAGGCUACUGCCAACAUGAAUGCCAUGUCUGUCGCCGCAGUGACAGGCUCAUCCUCGUCUGCUUCGCCAAUGAUGGAUGCUUCCAUGUCGCCUUCGGCAGCAGUCCACGACAACAACAGCAACAGCAGUAUCAGCAGCAGUAACAUUUCGACUGGUAUGAUGAUGCCAGGGACCACGCUUCACGACUUAAUGGCCUCAAAUAUUAAUACAAUGAUAAGUCCCAACAACGGCAGUAGUGGCAGCAAUAUCGAGGCCUCUAUGGGCUAUAUGGGUCCAUUGUUUCAGCAACAACAGCAACAGCAACAGCAACAGCAACAGGAGCAAUUCUGGAUGAACCAACAGUUCACUCAGACCAUGCAAGGUUAAUAAGAAAAGGAAGUUUUGAAGCAAAAAUGAAGCUCGGAGGUGGAAAGUAAAAAACCAAAAACAAAAAAAAAAACUUAGAUGCUCGACAGAUCUGUAUAAUUUAAUGUGUAUAUGUACUUUUAGAAAUCCUCCCCGUCCUUUUUAAAGACCAUCUUGUAUAUAAGUAUAUAAAACAUUC